Suillus subaureus is the source of this 1260-nucleotide messenger RNA. RefSeq lists its product as uncharacterized. The coding region runs from base 1 to 1260 and encodes 419 amino acids. The transcript has 5 exons. The record is from RefSeq and is a predicted model, not a curated record. Lineage: Eukaryota; Fungi; Basidiomycota; Agaricomycetes; Boletales; Suillaceae.
AUGGAGUCUAUUCCGCCUUCAUAUACUCCUUCCCCACCAUCACCGUCGUACUCUCCAUCCCCGCCAUCGCCGUCAUAUUCGACACAGCUUCUCCCAGGGGAACAAACAGUUGAGGAGACUCGACGCCAGGCUCUGCAAACUCAGAAUACUGGAGUCUUUCGUAGGAUAACAGACAACAUCACACUUGUUUUAAGAGAUCAGAGACCGGGGAGCAUAAAGCCCGUUUACGGCAGAAAUGGACUCGUUCGAGGUCACAUAUCUCUGCGAAGUUCAGAAGGUCUCACUGAGGUCACCUUGAAGCUUGAGGGUCACCUUCGUGUUGAGACAUCAGGGACAACCAUCACCACGUCGGUUGUAUCCGACUCGUAUCCUUUGUGGAGUUCUUCGUCCACCGAGCCUUGUCCCAAGACCCUACCGUUUACAAUAUUCUUUCCUUCUGCUUUCAUGGAUGGAUGUCAAUCGCGACCUUUGCCCCCCUCAUUUGAGGAUAAACUUGCGACAGCUGGCACGUGUUCCUACACGCUUAGCGUCAUAGUCUCAAGACCCCGAAGAUUUUUAUCUUCUUUCCGCUCUAGUGAUUCCCUCGUGGUACCCGUAUGCUAUCAUCCAUGUUCUCGCCCGCACACACCCAUGCUUCCGAGCGACGCACCGUUCAUGGCCACGGUGAAAAGCUCUCCCGAAGAAUGGCAUCAAGUGCUCUCUUCUAUGAAUGCAACAAAGAGUUCCGGGCUCACGCCGGUACAAUGUCUUCUCUUUAUUCCUUCAGUACAGGUGUAUCCAUUAUCUGAGACCAUACCGUUCCACCUCCAAUUGCGUGCACCAUCGAGUUCAUUAGCCCAAUUUAUUGAAAAAUCUGUACCUGAUCGCGGCCUUCCUGUACCCCUCUCGGGGGAAAUCUCCAUCCGCGUCUACUUGCUUCGCCAAGUAGUUCGUAAAGUAUUCGAAGAACAAAGAUCGUCCAGUCGAAUAUUAGGAGAAGGCAAAUUGACAUACUCCGCCCCCCUGCCUGAAAAUCAUCAUUCAUACCGCAACGUUCCCCUUGGCGAGGGCAUUGACUGCCUGGACUGGGAUGGCGAACUGCGAUGUACCGAAGAUGUCACAGUCGCAAGCUUCACAACAAGCGUGCUCUCCGUUAGAGAUUUUAUUGUGCUCUCCCUUGAACCUUUGCAACCUAUAAACUGCCCGCUUCUUGCGUCAAAACACUAUCAUCCGAUUCGUCUGGUGACAGACCCAUGGUCGGAACAUGCAGUGACUUGGUAG